AUGGCAAAAGAAACCAACGCCAAAGAGAAUGACACGAAAGUGAAACAACUGAACGCCAAAGAGAAUGACACGAAAGUGAAACAACUGAACGCCAAAGAGAAUGACACGAAAGUGAAACAACUGAACGCCAAAGAGAAUGACAUGAAAGUGAAACAACCAUGA
Messenger RNA from Sphaeroforma arctica JP610, 162 nucleotides. RefSeq lists its product as hypothetical. Lineage: Eukaryota; Ichthyosporea; Ichthyophonida. The transcript has a single exon. The coding region runs from base 1 to 162 and encodes 53 amino acids. The record is from RefSeq and is a predicted model, not a curated record.